CCUGUUGAUAAAAACGACGGACGGAAGGACGCUAACAUGCGCCAUUGAAAACAAACGUAGCAGCUACGGUGGCUAUCGCUCUCUGCUAACUCGGAGCUCUGAUACAGCCUCGAAUAGAUACACGGUGUAUUUGUGAACCAUGGAGACGAUUUUAGAACAACAGCGUCGCUACCACGAAGAAAAAGAGCGGCUGAUGGACGCAAAGACUAAAGAAAUGUUGCACAAAAAGUCCACGCUGAGGGAACAAAUUAAUUCCGAUCAUCGCAUAAGAGCCAUGUUGGAUAGGUACAUGGAAGUGAGCGCAAACCUGAGAGACUCCUAUGAAGACAAAGAUGGGAUGAGAAGGGAUGAGCUUGCUGCCAUCUCGGGACCAAAUGAGUUUGCUGAGUUCUACAACAGACUGAAACACAUUAAGGAGUUUCACCGAAAGCACCCUAAUGAGAUUUCCAUUCCCAUGUCAGCAGAGUUUGAAGAGCUGAUGAAGGCCAGGGACAACCCCAGCGAGGAGGCUCAGAACAUGGUGGAUUUCACUGAUGAAGAGGGAUACGGCCGCUAUCUGGAUCUCCAUGACUGCUACCUGAAGUACAUCAAUCUAAAGGGAGCUGAGAAACUGGACUACAUCACUUACCUGUCUUCAUUUGACCAACUUUUUGACAUCUCCAAGGACAGGAAAAACGCUGAAUAUAAAAAGUACCUGGAGAUGCUACUGGAGUACCUGCAGGACUACACCGACAGGGUCAAACCUCUGCUGGACCAGAACGAGCUCUAUGGGAAAGUGCUGUCAGACUUUGAGAAGAAAUGGGAGAACGGGACCUUUCCAGGCUGGCCUAAAGAGGCGAGCAGUGCUCUGACACAUGCUGGAGCUCAUCUGGACCUCUCUGCGUUUUCCUCUUGGGAGGAGCUGGCCUCUUUAGGUCUGGACAGAUUGAAGUCUGCUCUAAUGGCUUUGGGGCUGAAGUGUGGAGGGACUCUGGAGGAGAGAGCUCAGAGAUUGUUCAGCACCAAAGGCAAAUCCCUGGAAUCACUUGACCCAUCUCUGUUUGCCAAGAAUCCCAAAACCAAAGGUCCUAAAAAAGACACAGAGAGGAACAGAGAAAUCGCCUUCCUAGAAGCUCAUGUCUAUGAGUACGUGGAGAUCCUGGGGGAGCAGAGGCAGCUCACUCAUGAGAACGUCCAGAGGAAGCAGGCAAGAACAGGGGAGGAGCGCGAAGAGGAGGAGGAAGAGCAGCUCAGUGAGAGCGAGAGUGAAGAUGAAGACAAUGAGAUCAUUUACAACCCCAAGAACCUGCCGCUGGGUUGGGAUGGGAAGCCCAUUCCUUACUGGCUCUACAAACUCCACGGCCUGAACAUCAACUACAACUGUGAGAUCUGUGGAAACUACACCUACAGGGGACCCAAGGCCUUCCAGAGGCACUUUGCAGAGUGGCGGCAUGCCCAUGGUAUGCGUUGUCUCGGAAUCCCCAACACAGCUCAUUUUGCCAACGUCACACAGAUAGAGGACGCUGUCUCUUUGUGGGCAAAGUUAAAGUCCCAGAAGGCGUCAGAGCGGUGGCAGCCAGACACAGAGGAGGAGUACGAGGACUCUAUUGGUAAUGUGGUCAACAAGAAGACAUAUGAAGAUCUGAAGAGACAGGGUCUGUUGUAGAUGGACAACAUGCCAGAACAGACAAAUCCUUCUGUGGAGCUUCUUUUUCUCUUUUAUCUCCUAUUUACUCGUGUUUUUUUAGACGUAAUUAGUAAUGUUGUUUAACGGGCCCCUCCUUCACCUUUUUUCUUUAGUUUGUAACCCGACAACCUUUUAAUGGUUCAAAUAAACAGAGGACUUUA
Girardinichthys multiradiatus is the source of this 1827-nucleotide messenger RNA. It is a transcript of the gene sf3a3, whose product is annotated as splicing factor 3a, subunit 3. The record is from RefSeq and is a predicted model, not a curated record. NCBI's taxonomy places the organism in Eukaryota, Metazoa, Chordata, Actinopteri, Cyprinodontiformes, Goodeidae. Gene Ontology annotation, biological process: mRNA splicing, via spliceosome. Gene Ontology annotation, cellular component: nucleus; spliceosomal complex. Gene Ontology annotation, molecular function: zinc ion binding; RNA binding. The transcript is spliced from 17 exons. The coding region runs from base 140 to 1645 and encodes 501 amino acids.